AUGCCUGAACAAAUUAAAGAGUUAAUUGAUAAAAAUCAUAAAUGGGCAGAGGCUAAGAAAGCUAAAGAUCCUGAUUAUUUUAAAAAUAUUGCGAAAAAACCUCAGAAACCAAAAUUUAUUUGGAUAGGUUGCUCCGACAGCAGAUUGCCACCCGAAAUAAUAACUCAAUCGAAUCUUGGAGAAAUUUUUGUUAUUCGAAAUAUCGCUAAUCAAUUUCAUACCACUGACUUAAGUGUAUUGUCAAUAUUUGAAUAUGCAAUAAACCAUCUUCACGUCAAACAAAUAGUUGUUUGUGGCCAUUACAUGUGUGGUGGUGUUAAAGCGUCAAUUACGAACAAUGAUGAUAGUGUCGUUGACCAUUGGCUGCAAGAUCUUAAUGAGAUUUACUUGUCUAAUAAAUUCCAACUUGAUGAUAAACCAUCAAAAGAACGUGAGAAUCUUUUAUCUGAACUUAACGUCAAAAAACAAGUUCGCAAUAUUGCUGCUACAAAUAUUGUCAAAAAAGCUUGGGAUAAUGGUGUUAACAUCGUUAUACAUGGAUUGAUUUACGAUCUAGAAACGGGAUUAAUUAAAGACCUUAACACUUUUGUUAGGUCAUGUCCAAUGUCCAAACGUCCACAUGUCCAAGAAUGUCCACAGCAUAUUCAAGCUUCAAAAACUUAA
Molecule: messenger RNA, 663 nt
Organism: Racocetra persica
Lineage: Eukaryota; Fungi; Glomeromycota; Glomeromycetes; Diversisporales; Gigasporaceae
Source: the annotation of a GenBank genome assembly